Messenger RNA from Acaulospora colombiana, 1636 nucleotides. Lineage: Eukaryota; Fungi; Glomeromycota; Glomeromycetes; Diversisporales; Acaulosporaceae. The record is from the annotation of a GenBank genome assembly.
GCUUGGACGAGUUCAAUUUUAAAAAAGUUCUCUAGCAAGCAAGAAGUUGUUUAUCAUCCUGUUUUGCCAGAACAUACAAAUCCGACCGCAAGUGUUUCUCUUCUUGGAAAAUGUCACAUAACUAUAGGACCGCACACAUUCUAUGACACAAAGAUUUAUGAAGCCGUCUAUGAAAAGGAAGUAAGAAGUACAGACAUACAAAGUGGAGGUUUACAAAUUCAACCGAGUUCAUUGACUGGAUCGCAGUUCCAACCGCUAACUCAUUCUGAGACCCAAUCGUCAACCCAGUCCGUUGCAACGCCACCUUUACAAUCUUCAGUUCAAGCACAAUCAAGUUCCACACCAAAAGUAAGCUCAUAUUCCACGGCCUCACGACCAAUACAACCGGCGAUCCAACCACGGCCAGCAAAUCAAACUCAGUCACAGGUACCAAUCCAACCACGAGGAACCACCAAAAUAACUACUCGAUCAACACCUUCCAAUUCCCCUGUUAUUUCUUCUGUUCCGGCUUCAUCCAUGAACGUUCAGAAUAUGAAUUCAAAUACCUUAUCACAUGCGAAUUCUAACUUAAAUUCAAAUGUUUCUUCUUCAUCUGCAAAUGGAAAUACUCUAAAUGCGAAUGGUUCAAGAGUUCUCCCACCUUCUGUUCUACCGGCUAAUUCGCAGCUUACUGCAUUAUUUCAGACCAUCACUCCAUCUCAGAUAUUGGUUAUUCAAGAACAGUUACGGCAACCACAGGCAUCGAUUAAUAUGACACCGGAACAAAAGAAUGCCCUAAUAAAUCAACUUACAACUAUUCAUCAAUUGCUAACAUCACCUCAACAGAUGCCGCAACAUCAAAUUCAUUCGCGACCGCAACUUCUAACAACGAGAUCCAGACAAAUAGUUAGAUAUGAAGUCCUUUUGGAGUUUAGGGAAACAAAAAGUGAUAAGUGGUUGUUUCCAAAGGAAACGGUCCUAGAGGCUAUGUCAAUGUCAGAGCCUUACGACAUUCUUGCGUCGUUCUAUCUUCCGCAAAAUGAGGAGAUGACUGUUUCCAAACGAGAAUAUCAACCCGUUACCAUGCAUUUGACAAAUUUAACACAAUCGAUGUGGGAUGCGUUGCAGCGAGUUACAAAUGACUUGACGUCUGUAUUACAAUCAAUGACUGCAAAGGUAAAUAAACAGCCCAAUCGCGAAUAUUUGCUUCAUUGUUUGCCUUGUGAUUAUCCCGAGGAGUUAUUGGAGUCAACCAAAAAAUUAAAGUCCAUAACGAAAGUUGGUGAAGGAAGUAAAUCAUCAAAAACCAACUCAAGGAAGAUAAAACCGGUACCUCCUAUGACUCCUAAUGUAGUGCAUCCUCCAGUCUCUAAUUCAAGUGGAGGUAAUAAAAAAUGCGCUUAUUGUUUUGCAAAGAAUACUCCCAUGUGGAGGAGAGGCCCCGAUGGUGCCGGAACUCUUUGCAAUGCCUGUGGAGUAAAAUGGAAACAGGGAAAAAUUUUACAGGGCUCGAAUACAAGUCGAGCUACCGAAAUUAUUGACUCAGGUCCUAAGCCAAGGAAAUAUUCAUUGUCGACCGCUAACAGUUCUGCUGCCACUGUAACCCCACCAACGAAAACAAAAAGGAAAUCUGGUCGAUCACUUUCAAUGAGUGAAG